AUAAAGUGUUUGGUUAUAAAAGAAUUGAUUUUGGAACAGGUAUUUGCAGUUAAAAAGUUGUUUCAAGAAGAUUGUAAUACUCCAACUGUUUUAUAUAUUUUAGGAUGGAAGCUAACAAUGAAGAUAAGCACAAAAAAUGGUUGCAGAAAAGAAAAUAUUCUUUUAUUGCUUUUUCUAUUCAAAUGAUUAUUAUCGGAAUGGAAUGGAGUCUUACCGUUGUUACACUAUGGUCGUAUAUAAAGGAAAUGAUUACCACAAAUAAUCCAAAACUAAUUUAUGGUCUUGUUUCCGUGUCAUACAUGUUUGCAUCUACUAUAACAACACCGUUUGUUGGAAGAUAUGUUGAUAGGCGUCGAAACAUCAAUACUUGUUUUUUAAUAUGCAACAUGUAUAUGCUUAUUGGGAAUGUGAUCUACAGUCUUCCUUUUUCACCCUUAUUUUUAAUUGGAGGAAGAGUUAUAUCUGGCUUUGGCGGAGCAUUAAAAUCUAUUAUUUACAGCGAAACAAUUCGCAGUUACCAAGCAAAUGAAAUAAGUUCAAAGCUAUCAGUCUUAUCAAUGAUGGUAUACUUUGGAUUCAUGCUAGGCCCGGGCAUAAACUUCUUUUUUAAAAAUAUAAACUUUUUUAUUGGUGAUUGGCAUUUACAAUACGUAAAUUUUCCUGGGAUUUUUUUGAGUGUUUUGUGUUUUAUUAUGGAGAUACUUACUAUGACAAUGGUGUAUGAUAUUUCUAAAGAGCUUGAUUACAUAACUCUAGAUAAAAACAGUUCUUCAAUUGAUAAAAUAAAUGAGUUAAAUAUCGAUGAUAUAUUUAAAACAGCAGUACUUCAACCAAAAAAUUCAAACCAACAUAGCGUAAUAAAGAUUUUAAAAGUAUUGUUUUUUAGCGUUGAUUCAGCACUGGUUUUGUUUUCAAACUUUUUUAUAGCUUUUUUUUUCAUUAACACAGAUAUUUGGCUACCGCUAUUAAUUAUUGAGAAAAUGAGCCUUUCGGUGAUGGAAAUAAAUAUCUGUUAUUUUGGAGUAAGUGGAAUCUGCGCAAUCUUGUUGAUACGAAUUAUAUAUAGACCGUUUUCUGAUGAAAAGAUGAUGGUAAUAACAAUUUUAAGCUUAGUAGGUUUUUGCAUCGUUAGCGCUGGUUUCAUUAUUCUUUCAUAUAUUCCCGACAACAAAGCUUUAAACAUUUUAAUGAGUAUUGUUUAUAUGACAAGUUAUGCAGGUGCACCUAUAAUUACAGAUGUUUAUUUUGUAAGCACGCUUGCUAAAAUGGUAAAUUCAAAUGUUCUGACAUUUGUAGACAGUGUUCGAUCUUCAAGUUAUACUGCUGGAGCAAUGAUGGCUUUUUCUUUCUCUGCGUUCAUUUUUGAUUAUGUUGCAAUGUUUGGAGCAUUGUAUAUUGUCAUUUUGGUAGUUAUUGCAAUUCUGUUUAUUUGCAGAAAAAAGCAUUUUAUCAAUCCAAAACUAAUAAUAUAAGUGCUUUUGUUUGAAUAGUAUAAGUGCUUUUAGUUGCUAUUACUAAUAAUAUAAGUGCUUUUUGUUGCUACUGCUUUUGUUGUGUUGUUAUUGGAUGUAACUUGUAGAUAACUAAAAUAAUUUUGAAUAGAUUUAAAAAUUGAAACUUGAAUUA
Molecule: messenger RNA, 1626 nt
Organism: Hydra vulgaris (swiftwater hydra)
Lineage: Eukaryota; Metazoa; Cnidaria; Hydrozoa; Anthoathecata; Hydridae
Biological process (GO): transmembrane transport
Molecular function (GO): transmembrane transporter activity
Source: RefSeq, a predicted model, not a curated record